This is a messenger RNA of Alnus glutinosa, 5352 nucleotides long. RefSeq names its product pleiotropic drug resistance protein 1-like. The record is from RefSeq and is a predicted model, not a curated record. Gene Ontology annotation, cellular component: membrane. Lineage: Eukaryota; Viridiplantae; Streptophyta; Magnoliopsida; Fagales; Betulaceae. The coding region runs from base 34 to 5076 and encodes 1680 amino acids. Gene Ontology annotation, molecular function: ATP binding; ATP hydrolysis activity; ABC-type transporter activity. The transcript is spliced from 11 exons.
AAUUGAUAGCAUUAUCUGAUAACUCCAGUUAAGAUGUCUGAUAUUUCUGGUGGGUUUUCGCCGGAAAUUCAAUAUCAAAUAGAAAAUGUAUAUACUACAGCUCCGGUGACACCGACAACUCUAGUUAAGAUGCCUGAUAUUUCUGGUGGGUUUUCACCGGAAAUUCAAUAUCAAAUAGAAAGUGCAUACACUACAGCUCCGGUGACACCAACAACAACUCCAGUCAAGAUGUCUGAAACUUCUACUGGGUUAUCACCGGAGAUUCAAUAUCAGAUAGAGAAUGUAAGAACUAUGACGUCCCCAGCAACUUCGACGACAACUCCAACCAAGAUGCCUGAAAUCUCAUGUGGGUUAUCACCGGAGAUUCAAUAUGAGAUAGAGAAUGCAAGCACUACGGCCCCGGUGGCACCGGCGACAACUCCAACUAACAUGUCUGAAACUUUUGAUGUGUUAUCACCGGAAAAUCAAUAUAAGAUAGAGAAUGUAUAUCCGGCGACGACUAGGCAUGCUGCACUAAGGAUCUACGAGAGCUUGAAAAGGCAUUGGCUCCGAGAUGAGGCUGGCAAGGCAUUUGGAAGAGAGGCUGCUGAGAUUGAAGAGGUAAAGGGAGAGGAAGUCGAUGGGGAUGGGAAGAAGAAUGAGGAGCUCUUGGGGAUGGAGUACAUUCUGAGGGAUGGUUUUGUUAGUUAUCUUCGUGACAUGGCAAGAAUCACACCCCCAGUUCCUCAGCAGGUAGUCAGGUUUUCAGGCAUAAAGUUCACAAGGAAGUUUGAGAUCUCCAACAAUGGAUAUGAAACAUUUGGAAAAAAACUAGUGGCCUGUUUUGUUGGGCCCCUGAAGACUCUUCUUCAAAGAAAGAAAUCAAAAUGGAUGCAGAUUCUGAGGGGAGUGGAUGGGUAUAUCAUGCCUGGAUCUAUGACCCUCCUACUAGGGCCUCCAGGCAGCGGUAAAAGCACUCUUCUAGAAAUUCUGGCAGGGAGAGCCAACAGAAAUAAAAACUCAACCCUGGAGGGUGUUGUCAUGUACAACGACAAAUAUGCCUCCCAUAUUUGUCUUAGUAGACUCAUUGCAUAUAUUAGCAACCAGCUUAAUAGACACCUUCCAUUUUUAACAGUUCGAGAGACACUUGAGUUUGCUAGAGACUGCACUCAACGGCUUCGGCCAGAGAACUUCACUCCAGAGAUGAGAAAAUUCUUUGCACAUGCUCUUGUGGAGGGACAGGAUCCAUUUCUAGAAUAUGUGUUAGAAAUCUUAAACUUGAAGCAGAUAGAAAACAAGCUCGUUGGAGAGGCAAUAUCUGACAUUGAUCGCCAGAAGCUCACAACAGCUGAGUUAGCGCUUGGAACAUUCUCUGUCAUGAUUUAUGACCAACCAUUUUCCGGGUCUGAUCUAGCAGCUACAUAUGACCUUGUGGACACCAUAAGAACCAUUUGCAGGAUUCAGCAAUCUUCUGCAAUCAUGUCACUGACCCGACUCUCUCAGGAAGUGUUUGAUCUUUUCGAUAGAAUUAUAUUACUCAGUGAUGGGCAUGUUCUUUUCCAAGGCCCUCGCCAAGAUGCCAUUCCUUACUUUGCGAAACUCGGGUACAUUAAGCCAUCGCAUGUGGAGUCCAAUGAAUUUCUUGAAGACAUUGUAGCGGGAGAUAGUUUGCGGUAUAUUGCUCCAGGAGCAACUCUCUUGACACUAGAAGAGCUACUAGAGUGCUAUAGGGCUUCAGACCACUACAAAGAUGUAAUGAGAGUUGUUAAUGGAGACUACGCAAAGCACACCUACUGGGUGGAAAGCGAGCCUGGGAUCGGGUUGUCGCUUAAAACGCCAUCCAAAGACCAUUGCACGGUCGAUGCACAGCAGAGAAGAGAGACUGCAUUGAUGGUGUCCAAGCUCUCUACAAAAGUAGGGAAACCAGGGGGGAUUGAGAGCACGGGAAGAGUUCAGAUUGGGGACAUGAUCACAGCAAUUUCUGUGAGCAAUGAAGAAAUGCUAUACCUAUCAAUUGGACCCCAAAAGAUUCAGCACAAACGUGCCUCACAUGCAUACUCUGUGUUGAAGCAGGCACGAGCUCAUGUUCAUCUCCAAGUUGAGCGCAACAGAGAGAAGGAUGAAGAGUACCAAGCUCAGUGGAAGCAGUUCCAAAGGCCCUUUGUACAGACAUGGUGGCAUUCAACCAAGACUCUGACCUACAGGCAAAUCAAGAUCACCAAAAGGCUUCAAGCUAUAAUCAAAUUAAGGCUAUUGCAGGCAAUUGUUCUGGGAAUAUUUGCGGGAACACUGUUCUACAAACUUGGUGGUCAGUAUGACCAACAGCAAAUGAAUUCAGUAAGGUCCCUUGGGUUUGUAUCCACCAUGAGCAUUCUGCUCUUGAAUCAAGUACAGCUUCCCCUCUGCAUGCUACAAAGGCCAAUUUUUUACAAGCACAGGUCCCAGAGAUUCUUCAGACCUUCUUCAUACAUUGUCGCUCAUUCCAUAGUCAAUCUCCCACAGACCCUUCUAGAAGCUCUGGCAUAUACUCUCUGUGUUUACUUUCUAGCUGGGCUAUCAACAGCAGGAAACAGGGGACCAUUCUUUGAGUAUCUAUUUCUCUUAUUCUUAGUUGCAUAUUUCGGUUCCUCAGUCUUCUUCUUGAUCAGUGCUGUCGCUUCUUUUCCAGAAAUUGGGAGUGCUUUAGCAGGUCUACUUAUCUCAGUCUUCCUACUCUUCAGUGGCUUUGCAAUCUAUCCAUCCAACAUCCCAACCUACUGGAAGUGGCUCACCUACGUGAACCCUCUUCAUUGGGCUAAUGUCUCAUUUUGCAGGAUCCAAUUUCAUGAGGGUUACAGAGACCUAUGUUCCAACUACGUUGGCCAACUUUCUUUUUGUGACAAAUUCCCAUCAAUGACAGUUGGAAAAGCCUACCUGGUCUUCUACGAGCUCUCUCAAGAUGUUAAGAUGCCAUGGCUACCUUAUGCCAUUCUAAUGGGGUGGACAGCAAUUACCUUAAUAUUAACAUUACUGGGACUUAAGAAAAUAGAAUUCAUGGGGAUGAGCCAAUCACUGCCCCAACUCAAAAAGACCGCUAUAAUUAGUAAUUAUAAGGAAGACAGCAAAUGUGAAUUUCAUUCAUUCAACAGCAACAAUAAACAUUCUUAUAAUUCUGGGGAUUUUAGUUAUUCUAGGACACAACAUUUAAGUUCACCCUGUAACAUAACAAAAGAAAAUGGCAGCAUCAAGAAAUGGACUGAGGAGUUCCCAAUUGACCUGGAGAGGGCUGGGUUAGACAUUCCAUCAAAGGAUGUGACUCUACUAUUCGAGGAUUUGUCACUCACAAGGUAUGAUGAGGGCAGGAAAGAAAGGACAACAGUCUUCAACAACAUCACAGGCUAUGCAAGACCCAAGACCAUGCUAGCCUUAUUAGGUGGUAAUAAAACAAGUAUGGGCGCACUCCUAAAAUGCCUGGCAGGGAGGGUACCUGUAAGCGGUAACCUCCAGGCAAAUGGUUUGCGUAUAGGUGCUGCCUUCUCCAGAGUAAUAGGCUAUGUUGAGGAGCUGGAUGUCCACCAACCUUACCUCUCUGUCCGGGAAUCCCUUCAAUUCAGUGCUGCACUACGUCUUAGCCAAGAGAUUAGCCCCACAAGCCGCCGCAUUCAUGUUGAGUUGGUCCUCAACCAACUUGGUCUACUACCCUACUCCAAUGAACUCGUAGGUUCUCUUCGUGAUGCCACUGGAAAAACAUUUGAACUAGCCAAAAAGUUAACCAUUGCAGUUGAGCUGGCUGCUAACCCAAGUAUUCUCCUCCUUGAAGAACCAAUUUCUGGCCUUGAUACUACAGGAAUGUUGACCAUACUCCAUAUUCUCUCUCAAGUGUCAAAUUCAGGUCGCAUCAUUAUUGCCACUCUAACACACCCUAGUGCACGCACACUAUCAUUCUUUGACCUGGCUCUUAUUCUAACAGGGGAAGGGCAUCAAGUGUAUUUCGGUCCGGUGGGAUCUAACUGCAAAUCCUUACUAGAUUAUUUCCAAUCAAUCCCAAAGGCCCCUCAUUAUUCAGGAAAAGAGACUACAGCUAGAUUUAUCAUGGAUGCUCUUGGCCUAGGAAUAAAAAAGAGGGGCACUCAUGAAAAAUUUUCAGAAAUCUACCAGGCCAGCUCUUUGCAAGAAAUUAAUAAUGAAGUGAUUUGCAGCAUAAAGAAGACAAUUGAGGAUAGAGGACGAGAUUAUCUAUCUUCUACUUAUCCAGCUCCAUAUUCACGGCAAGCCAUUUUGGUACUGCUAAGAACACAACGAUUCUUUUGGAGGAAUGUUCGAUAUACGUACGGUAGGCUUACAGGGUGCGUGAUGCUUGGUCUCCUGAUGGGCUCCCUCUAUUUUCAGAUUGAAUACAAGGACAUAUAUGGUGCUACCUCACGUACACUAUACAUAUACAUGCAAGUUAUGCUCAUAGGAGUGAUCUCAGCAAACAAUGUCAUAACCCAGAUUGGCACAGAUAGGUUGGUCUACUUCCGAGAAAAACGGGCUGGGAUGUAUCUUCCAAUACUUUAUCCACUAUCAUGGGCUGUGGGUGAGAUUCCUUACUUUUUCAUAGCAAUACUUGCAGUUGUAGGAAUUGGGAAUGGCAUGGCAGGUAUUGGGACACAAUCCCCUUUAGAAUUCAUGACAUACUGGACGGUGCUUUUGCUGUUCACACUAUGCCUAACCUAUUUUGGAAUGAUGAUCACUUUCCUAGCACCAAUGCCAACAAUAGCUGCAUUUGCCGUGUCAAUUUUCUCGUCAAUGUGGAUUUCAGCUUCUGGUAUAGUGGUCGUGCUCUCUAACAUAGAGUUCUACAAAUGGAUGUAUUGGAGCAACCCAUUCCAGUAUGCAAUGCAUGCAAUGACCUCAAUCAGUUUCUACUGUGAUACAAAGGGGUGUGGAGCAGAGUGUAGGUGCCCACGAUUCCCAGAUGGUUCUUAUGUGUGGGAUAGGUUGGCUACUUUGAGAAGCUUGAGCCAUGAGAGGAUAGAUACAGACAUACUAAUUUUGUCUGCAAUGUGCAUGAUGUUUGCCAGCCUUGCCUGUGUCUUCUUUGUGGUGAUGAAGCACAACUCUCCCCCUCACGUAUAGAGUGAUAACAUACAUUACAUGGACCUCUUAGAAGCAAAAUUGGGAAGUGUUUAAGGAGCAAGACAAAGCAAGGAAACAGAGCAAAGAAGCAUCCAUAGGGUAAAAGUCAACAAGAGUUAACCAAAAGGAAGCCUUCAAUCGAAAUUAUGCAGAAUACGACCAUGUAUAACUAUAAUUUCUGCAGCCUGAAUUAUCACGUUCAUAGCACACUAAUUUAUUCAUAUACAAAUGUACCUUUUUUUCCUUCUCCAAAUUACCAUAUCUAAUUGCCUGGCA